This is a messenger RNA of Camelina sativa (false flax), 2205 nucleotides long. The record is from RefSeq and is a predicted model, not a curated record. Lineage: Eukaryota; Viridiplantae; Streptophyta; Magnoliopsida; Brassicales; Brassicaceae.
UAUUUGAAUCAAUAACCAGUGUAUGCAACUUCAUUAGGGUUAGGGUAAUCAGGUGGAUUCAUACAUAGUUUCGAUUUAGACAGGACUCGAUUUCGUGAUUAGGUUUCGACAUUAGCUGAGUAUGUUUGGCAACACAACUCUCUAUUUCGUGAUUCUCGAGGUUAAUUUUUUGAAGGUGUGAACCACUUGGUAAUUUUGCUGAUUACAUAAUUGGGAUGUGUGCUCUGUUUUUGAGCUAUUGAAUCCGUCGUUUGCAGCUAGGAGCUGGUACUUACUUUCCUGGUUUAGUAGCUGCACAGGUUGGGGGCUAAUGUCAAUCUUACUGAUGAUGCAACUAAACCUGAGGUUUUGGAAAAUAUGAGAAGACUCUGUCAACUUAACAAGCUCUUUUUAAUGUUAAUUGGCGUGAUAAAUGUCAAGUAAUGAAGCAAGACGGAAUUGGAGGUUAAAUCCUCCGGCAAAGCCAAGCUUGAGCUUCCACCUGAUUCACGGCGGCUUCUCAUUCAUGGCUCUUCUCCAUGCUGUUCCGUUCAGCUCAGGCCAUGAGUUUCAUCUCUUCUCCAGUCAAUCCGACCAAAGCUUCCUUUGGAAUCCCAGGUACAUCUAAUCUCUCUCUUUAUACACACUUAGGACACGUUUUGCUUUCUCUCUAUUUAGACAAAAAAAUAAAUAAUAAUUAUUAUAAAGUAUUGCACAUACACACAUGAGUCCUCCUUGCACUAUAUUCGAACAACGACAAAAACAAUUAGUUUUGGAUUUGAGUCCUUAAACUUGCGUGCUUCCAUAAACCACUGGUUGUAAUUACUAGGUAUGGUAAAAAGAAAAAAAGAAAAAAGUAAGUCUAUACGCACACAUGAGUGGUCGAUCACUCAAUCUCCAACAGAAGAAUAAAAGCUAGAGAGCAAAUGUUGAAACGCUGCAUCUUGCCAAGCCACUUUUUUUGUUUUACCAAUCUGUAAAGGUAAAAUGCACCACACAUAGACACGGUUACUCAAUGUGGGUUACUCAUUGUGGGAGAGAGUAUGAGUAUGAUAGGAUGGUGACAUAAAAAAAGAACAAGAAGAAGAGUCACGCAAGCAAAGCAAAGAGAUGCAUCAUCUCUCCGCUAUAAAAACAGAGUCUGGGGUAACUCAAAACAUCAUAGCAAGAGAGAGCAAGAGCAAGCGAGAGAGAUUCAAAUAUCAAAAGGAAAAGUUAGUUAUUCUUUCAAAACAAAAAAAAUGGGGGUCGUUGCAUUCGAGUGGAAUGAGAGAGGCAACAACCAACUGCUGCUGAUGAUGAACAGGGACAAUUGGUAUUCCAGGGCCAUAAGAGAGGUGGCUUGGAAUGACUCUGAGGAGUACUUGAGUGGCCAUUGUGAAGCCAACCCUACUUUGUUUUGGCUGGGUGUUUCAAAGAAAGGCCGAGUCGCAUUUCUCGUCAGUUCUACGUUAAUGCUUGACCAAAUUGAUGGAAUCAGAGGACCCGAUCGUUAUCCAGAUGUUUUCCUACGUGACCACACGAGUCCACAGGAGUUUGCCGAAAACCUAGUACUUGAUGAACACACGGAUGAAGGGCAUGUCUUUAGCCUUAUUGUCGCAGACGUCAAUUGUCCUUCGAUGAUACAUAUCAGGAAACCCGACGCAGAUGAGUCGAAUUUCAUAGUAGAACGCGUUCCCUCUGGGAUACACUCUCUCUCCAUCAAUGGUCUCGACGAAGGAUCUCCCAGGGAUUUUCGCCUAAGAGACCAUUUUGAACGGAUGAUUUGUAAUAUGGGAAACUAUGGUGCGACGACGACGUUGUUGGAGAUCCCUGGCUUUUUUAUGUAUGAUGCUCAAGGCGACGACGCUCCAUUUCUCCGAACUGUGGGUUCAACGCUACGGGACUACCAGCACGUCGGCAUUGUCAAUGGAACGCAUGGGGGAACGCACUUGGAAGGUCAUGUUUUAUGAAAGGAAGAAGGUGGUCGAGCAUGAUGCUCAAUAUAACCACACCGGCUUCGUUUUCUACACCCUUUAAGAAAAAAAGAACAAAGCUACAAAGAGACACUGCUUAACAUCCUUCCUAAUUAUAAUUAUUUCUCAUCUAUAUGUAAUAAAAUAAUCUGUCUGUCAUACUAGAUCUCUCUAAUUAACCUUGGGAAACCUAUUUCCUUUUGGUCAGUCAUAAGAUAUCAUAAUUGUGCUUUUUAUUUCAUAUGAUGAAUGAAUAAAUAAUAAUUUUAUU